Vigna radiata var. radiata (mung bean) is the source of this 418-nucleotide messenger RNA. RefSeq lists its product as uncharacterized. NCBI's taxonomy places the organism in Eukaryota, Viridiplantae, Streptophyta, Magnoliopsida, Fabales, Fabaceae. The record is from RefSeq and is a predicted model, not a curated record. The transcript is spliced from 2 exons. The coding region runs from base 55 to 345 and encodes 96 amino acids.
CUGUGUUAUGUGUUAUAUCAGUGAUUGCGCAAAAAACCUUAGACGAGAGAAAGAAUGAAUAACGUGAUCGAGAAAUUGGGCCUUAAGAUUAUAAGGAACGCUCCGGAAGAGAUGCUCACUGAACUUGGUGUUAGGCAAUGGACAAUAUGGAGUUGCCCUCCGAGUGAAUUCCAAUGGAUAUAUGGAUCUAAGGAGACAUGCUAUAUCUUGGAAGGAAAAGUGAAGAUUAUUGUAAAAGAUGAGUCAGUGGAAAUUGUUGCUGGUGAUUUAGUUGUGUUUCCAAAAGGGUUGAGUUGCACUUGGGAUAUAUUAGUUGCUGUUGACAAACAUUUUAGCUAUGCAUAAUCUAGUAUUUGAUAUUUCUAUUGAAUGAGACAAUAGGACAUUCAUGAAUAAAUGGCUGUGGUUUUGAAUGAAA